AUGGAAUUAUUGAAGCUUAUUGCUCAGGAGGACACUUUGGAACAACCGGAUCUCCUCUCUGAAGACGUUCGUCGGCAGAUUCAACGACAGAAGUGGGAAUCAGUGGAAGAAGUUAAUGCCCUUAAGAAGAACCUGCAUUAUCAAGAUCUGUUGUUUGAUGAGGCACGAACACACGGCGCCGGCUUCAUGAAAUUCUCCAGUGAUGAGAAAGAGAGACAGGAGCAAAUGGAUUUACUAAAAGAGCUGCGAAGGGAGACACAGCAAAAGGAGGCUGCAAAAGCUGCUGGUGCAGCUAAACAGCAAAAGAUGUUACAGUCGAGGCUUGAAAAAGUUCGCCAGAGGAAGAGACUCAAGAUGGGGUUGCCCAUUAAAGAUGAUACACUGAAGACGCCACCUGUCUCAGAUGACGAAGACAAUAAUUUGAUUGGCCCUCCACCACCACCACCACCACCAUUAGCAAUACCAGAAGAAAAAUCCGAAGACAAGAAACCUGUUAGAGAAUGGGAUGUAGGAAAGGAAGGGGUAUCAACAACUCUGACACAAGAAGAAUGGGUCAAUCGUCAAAGAAAUCAGAGAAUAAUGAAUUUGCUCCACCAAACUAUGAUCAACCACAAGAUUCAAAUCCUGCAAACAACUACCCAAGAUGACAACAAGACAGACUAUCACAGUGAAGAGAGACAGAGUGAAUUUGCACCUCCAUCUACAUAUGAGUACUACGGACCUACAAGUCACAGGGGCAGACAUUAUAAUGCUAAACACUUCUCAGCGUGGAGGAGGCAGUUAGUAAUGGGAAUUGCUUUCUUACGGAAAAUGAGCGAUAAAUAA
Cherax quadricarinatus is the source of this 825-nucleotide messenger RNA. The record is from RefSeq and is a predicted model, not a curated record. NCBI's taxonomy places the organism in Eukaryota, Metazoa, Arthropoda, Malacostraca, Decapoda, Parastacidae.